Molecule: messenger RNA, 761 nt
Organism: Rhizophagus irregularis DAOM 181602=DAOM 197198
Lineage: Eukaryota; Fungi; Glomeromycota; Glomeromycetes; Glomerales; Glomeraceae
Source: RefSeq, a predicted model, not a curated record
AUGAAAUUAAUACUAAAAUCGCGGAUGAUCUCUCCUCACGUGAUGGAAGUAUUACUGCGGAAAUCGAAAAGAAUGAACAAAAAGCUUGGCGCAGAAGUUAACACUAAAAUUGCCAACGAACUUUCCGCACGCCUUUCUGAAGUUAAUUCUACUUUCACUGCGGAGCUUGUGAGAAACAAUAAUGAACUUAAUAAGAAACUUACCGGAGAAAUCGCUAAAAUCAAUACACGUGAUGCUGGAUAUGCCUCUGAGGCGCAGAAAAUUUUAUCGAUGGUCAAUAAUGUGACCACAAGACUUGAUAAUAUCGAAGAAGCCUGCCGUAAUGAUUUUGGCAACAUUUCAUCUGAAUUCACUUCGAUCAGGACCUCUAUUGAAGCUCUCCGAAAUGAAAUGAUCCAACGUUAUGCAAUUGCCCAAAGGCUUCAGGUCGAUUUUGAUCAACUGAGUGCCAAUCAUUCCUCUAGUAGUGAAAGUUCUUCUAGUCGAUUAUCUGUUUCAUCUCUUGAAGAAAAUAGGAACCGUUUUAAGCGAGUUUUUGAUUCGAAUAAGGAAGAAGGGGAAACUUUAGAUUAUGCGUUUGAAACCGUUAGACGUGAAAUUCGUCAUCAGGAAAAGAUUGGGAAGAGUACUGUGGAAAAUUUUUAUUAUGGUAGAGGGGAUCCAAAAUAUACCACAGUGAUGUCAAUUAUGAGAUGGGUAGAUAGUAAAGAAUUUAGUGGUAGUUUAGAUAAUAAUGCGGAGUAGCGGGGAAGGAACUGCCA